Molecule: messenger RNA, 1546 nt
Organism: Peromyscus eremicus (cactus mouse)
Lineage: Eukaryota; Metazoa; Chordata; Mammalia; Rodentia; Cricetidae
Gene: Khk
Product: ketohexokinase
Exons: 9
Coding region: 305-1336 (343 amino acids)
Biological process (GO): fructose metabolic process
Molecular function (GO): ketohexokinase activity
Source: RefSeq, a predicted model, not a curated record
CCUCCUGCGAAGGAGGGGUUUCGGUGGCCCGACCCGCUCGUCCCGGUGGACCAGGGUCUGCAGUCUGCAGCAGGUGCAGAGGGAUCGAAAAGGUGGUGCAUUAUUAGUGCGUUUUCGCUUUGCAUUCGUGGGACGGUCUGGCCGGGCUCAGAGAGGUUCUGCCAUUGGCCCGUGGAGCUCCGCACGCGGAGGAGGAGCCAGGGCAGCCCCUGAGAAGCUGGGACACCUUCCUUCAGCAGAUAAGAGGCAGAGCCCCAGUAGGAAUUCCCUCCGCUUGCGGGUAGGAAGCUUGGGGAGCAGCCUCAUGGAAGAGAAGCAGAUCCUUUGCGUGGGGCUGGUGGUGCUGGACAUCAUCAAUGUGGUGGACAAGUACCCAGAGGAGGACACGGAUCGCAGGUGCCUAUCCCAGAGAUGGCAACGUGGAGGCAACGCGUCCAACUCCUGCACGGUCCUUGCCUUGCUCGGAACCCGCUGCGCCUUCAUGGGCUCGUUGGCCCCUGGCCAUGUCGCCGAUUUUGUUCUGGAUGACCUCCGCCGACAUUCUGUGGACCUACGCUACGCGGUCCUUCAGACCGAGGGCUCCAUCCCCACCUCUACAGUUAUCAUCAACCAGGCCAGCGGUAGCCGCACCAUCCUGCACGCCUACAGCUUCCUGGUGGCUGACUUCAGGCGGAGGGGCGUGGAUGUGUCUCAAGUGGCCUGGCAGAGCCAGGGAGAUAGCCCUUGCUCAUCCUGCAUCAUCAACAACUCCAAUGGUUCCCGUACCAUUAUACUCUACGACACGAACCUGCCAGAUGUGUCUGCCAAGGACUUUGAGAAGGUUGAUCUGACCCGGUUCAAGUGGAUCCACAUUGAGGGCCGGAACGCAUCGGAGCAGGUGAAGAUGUUGCAGCGGAUAGAACAGUACAAUGCCAAGCAGCCUCUGCCCCAGAGAGUCCGGGUGUCGGUGGAGAUCGAGAAGCCCCGGGAAGAGCUCUUCCAGCUGUUCAGCUAUGGUGAGGUGGUGUUUGUGAGCAAAGACGUGGCUAAGCACCUGGGGUUCCAGUCAGCGGCGGAGGCCCUGAGAGGCUUGUAUGGUCGUGUGAAGAAAGGGGCUACACUGGUCUGUGCCUGGGCUGAGGAGGGCGCCGACGCCCUGGGCCCUGAUGGCCAGCUGCUACACUCAGAUGCCUUCCCGCCACCCCGAGUCGUAGACACUCUGGGGGCUGGAGACACCUUCAACGCCUCUGUCAUCUUCAGCCUGUCGAAGGGAAACAGCAUGCAGGAGGCACUGAGAUUCGGCUGCCAGGUGGCUGGCAGGAAGUGUGGCCUGCAGGGCUUUGACGGCAUUGUGUGAGAGGUGGGCGAGAAGAGGCACCAGCUCAACAUCUCAGAGGCUGGCACCAUUGCCUGCCAUUGCCUUCUCCGCUUCACCCAGCCUGGCAUCCAGCUGCCCUGUUCCCUGGGCAGGUGUAGGCCGCGGAAAGAACUCUCUGUGUUCAUAUUUCUGUAUUCCUCCACCUCCAUUCUGCAGAUACUCAGAGCAAAUAAAUCUUCCCCUAAGUCA